Raphanus sativus (radish) is the source of this 483-nucleotide messenger RNA. RefSeq lists its product as uncharacterized. Lineage: Eukaryota; Viridiplantae; Streptophyta; Magnoliopsida; Brassicales; Brassicaceae. The transcript has 3 exons. The coding region runs from base 1 to 483 and encodes 160 amino acids. The record is from RefSeq and is a predicted model, not a curated record.
AUGGAUCCUCAAGACAUACACAAGACGGCUUUCAGAACCCACAGUGGGCACUAUGAGUACUUGAGAAGCAAGUGUGCGUUUAUUACAAGAAGGGUGGAGUAUCUUGGUCACUUCAUUGAAGCUCAGGGUAUAUCUACAGAUCCUAGUAAAGUCAAAGCAGUUGCAGACUGGCCAAUACCGAAGAAUCUGAAAGCUUUGAGAGAGUUCUUGGGUCAGUCAGGGUAUUACAGAAGAUUCGUGGAAAGCUAUGGUCUAAUAGCUCGACCUUUAACUGCUCUGACUAAGAAAGACGCUUAUAGUUGGAAUGUAGAAGCACAUGAAGCAUUUGAGAAUCUGAAACAAUUGGACAUAAGUGGGAGAGAGAUAAGACUUGGAACCAUCAAUGGUUUUAGAGACGAUAUAGCAAAUGGACAUGCUCAAGCCCGGCUUAAGAAAGCCAUGACCGUCACAGAAGUUAUGCAGCUAAGCGUCGUAACGAUUUGA